Molecule: messenger RNA, 2433 nt
Organism: Drosophila albomicans
Lineage: Eukaryota; Metazoa; Arthropoda; Insecta; Diptera; Drosophilidae
Gene: Gga
Product: ADP-ribosylation factor-binding protein GGA2
Exons: 5
Coding region: 139-2157 (672 amino acids)
Biological process (GO): vesicle-mediated transport; intracellular protein transport
Cellular component (GO): trans-Golgi network
Molecular function (GO): ubiquitin binding; phosphatidylinositol binding; small GTPase binding
Source: RefSeq, a predicted model, not a curated record
GGGAGCAACAAUGAAAAGCAACAAAAACAACAUGAUUGUUGUUCAAAAUCACCGGAAAACGUACGUUCCUUAAUUUUAUAUCAAUUUGCAAUUGUUUAUAGAGUGGCGCAGAUAAUACGCUAAGCAUUUAAUGUGAAAAUGACAACCGACGAAAGUAUUAUGACGGAGAUGCUCGAUCGCGCAACGAACCCGGCUAAGGAAAGCGUCGAUGAGCUGGGCGUGCAAAUGUUUUGCAUUGUUGUGCGCAGCAACAAUCAAUUGGUGCAUAAAGCCCAAGAAAUGAUUGUGGCCAAAGUGCGCUCCAGCAACGUAACCGAAGCAACUCGAGCAAUUGCGCUGCUAGAGGAAUGUAUGAUGCAGUGUGGCGACGACUUCCAGGAUGAGGCAAGCAAAUUUCGCUUUCUCAAUGAACUGAUACGCCUGGUGUCGAAGAAGUAUUUGGGCGCCGAGACGCCGCAUGUGGUGAAGCAACGCAUCAUGGAAUGCCUGCUGCUCUGGACAACCGAGUUUCCACAGCGUGUCAAGAUACGAGAUGCCUAUGAUAUGUUGCGCAAAGAGGGCGACAUCGAUCAUGUGCAGACGGCAGCGGCGCUGGCCAAGCGUCAGAGUGUGCUUAGCACCAUAGAUGAGGCCAUGUUUGCCAAGCUGAUUAAGAGCAAGGAUCCGGAGAAUUUUAAGCGUGCCAAUCUGCUGCUGCAAUAUCGCAUGGCGCAGGAGGCGCGACGCAAUGAUUUGCUCGCCCAGCAUCGCAUUAUGCUGCAGGAGGUGCAAGAGACGAUGCAGUUGCUCAAUCAAAUGCUGGACAGCUAUAAUCCCAGUGAUCAGGACGUCAACGAAACAAUACACGAGCUCUACAAGAGCUGCAUGAAACACAAACCCAUUUUCCAGCAUCUGCCCGAGCUGUUGGGCGAAUCGGAUUCCCAGCUUAUAGAGGACACGCUGGAGACAAAUGGUGAGCUGGUGGCCACCAUGACGCGCUACAAGCAGCUGGUGCCGUCGCCCACCAAGUCUACCUCAACUGCGGCAGCGCCGCUAGCAUCAGCAGCUGCAACAGCAACCACAACUGGAGCAACGGCUUCCACCAAUGCAGCUUUGCUCAAUGAGCUGCUGGGUGAUCUGUUGAUUGGCGAACAAGCUGGUCAAACUCCAGAAGCUGCCGCCGUGCAAACAGUUAACAACUCAAAACUCAAUGUGCUGGCCGAUUUGAGUGAUAUUUUCAGCAGUGCGCUAGCGGAAAGCGAGGACAAGCAACAGCAGCAGCAGCAAAAGAGUGCCGAAUCAUUUCCCAGCAGCGAGCUGCUGGAGCCGCAAGUGUUGAGUCCUAAGAAGCGCAAUUCCAAUGGCAGUGCUGAUGAAAGCUUGGCCAAUGGCAACUCAAAUGCUGCAACAGCUGGAGCUGCAGCUGGUGGCGUCAGCAGCCGCAAGAUGCCACAGAUCGAUAUGCUGAGCGAGGAGAUGUUCCAGCAGAUACUGCCAGCCCAGGAUCGUAUGGCCAGCUUUAAGCGUGAUCCGGAGAAGAUGACACUCAAUGAUUUGGCACGUGAGCGCAUGCAGGAGGCGCUGGUGACGCCAACGCCAGCUGCUGCUGCUGCUGCUGAAGUGACGGACGAUGUGCCAUUGUUGAGCGCAAACGCAAGCGCCACUGUUGUGCCUGAAACCAGGGAGCAGAAGGAGCCAGUGGAGCCAACGCCAACAGAAGCAGCUCCAGUUGUGGUUGAGGCACCACCGUUGGCACCCAAACAUCUCAGUGAGAUUGACAUUGAGUUGGAUAAUGUGCAGGCAACGGGCGUGACGCGUGUCGUGCUGGACGACGAUGAUAUGCACUUGAGCCUGAACUUCACCGAGGAUCGGCCGAGUCGCCACGUCUCGGUCAUUGUGAUAUCGGCCCAGAAUAAGAGCAGUCAACUAGUCAAAGACUUUCAGUUCGAGGCGAGCGUGAAGAAGCCCUGCAAGGUGCGUCUUUUGCCGCCCACGGAUAACGCGAUGGCAGCUCACAAGUCAUUCCGACCAGCCAUACCCAUCAAUCAGGUGAUGCUGCUGCUGAAUCCAACGGGAAAUCCUGUCGAUGUUACCUGCAUUGUGGGUUACAAGUUGGGCGAUGAUCCCGAUCCCAUCAAGGAGUCAAUUGUCGCCAAGGGCAUUGCCUAUGUCGACUAAGUGCGCUAAUUUUGUCAAGUCAAUUUUUAAUUUCGUAUUCCUUAUAAUGUGUAUGAAUUCGUUUCUCUAAACCAAAAAAAUCUAAAAGUGCGAGCGGUGCAGCAAUAUUUAUUGUUUCUCCCUUUCUCUGUCUCUAUCUGUAUUGUGCCCAUCCAAAAAAAAAUUAUGAAUUAUGAUGUAUUUAUCGGUACUUAUCGUUUUUAUUAUUAUUAUUAUAAUUAUUAUAUAUGUAUACGCCUAUAAGGUUCUAUUAAAUCGCAUUCCCACAAACACAUA